Spodoptera littoralis (African cotton leafworm) is the source of this 2631-nucleotide messenger RNA. The record is from the annotation of a GenBank genome assembly. Lineage: Eukaryota; Metazoa; Arthropoda; Insecta; Lepidoptera; Noctuidae.
AUGCCGUGCCGAAAGAAGAAAACUCUCAAGAGAAGAAAGAAAUUAUUAGGAAUAGGAACAAAAACUCAAAGAGAUGUGAAACUUAAAAAUGGACGCAAGUCAUGCAAACAUCGUCCGUCCCCUAUUUUCAAAAAGUGUACACAUCAACGAUCAAAUAAUGUUGACAAGGGUAAUGUAAUAAAAAAUAAAUCUCCUGUGAGGUGUGUCGUUAACAACACAAAGAUGGAGGGUAAAAAGAGUAAGUUCAUGGAUCACAGGAGCAUCUAUUACCACGAAGGUCUAACACCGAAGGACAAAAAUUAUAUUAUUUGCAAUUGUCAAACCAAAUCAUCACGGUACAUGUCAUUAAAAUGCCUAGCUGCACGAGCUAUACGUGAAAAUAAAAUCUUUUCCAUUUUCGGCUCUUGCAACGCUAUAAGAACGGCAUUAGUGGAAAGGGGUUGGGUUGAAAAACUACCCGCCACUAAAAUGAAUUUAACCAAAAUAAAAAAUGGGACUUUAACCACCAAACACGAAAUACAUGGUGAAUUAGAGCGAUUACUCUUAUCAAAUGCAGUUGAAAAGUGUCCAUCGAAUUUUAUUUGGCGCACGAGAGACGACCUUCGUGACCAUGUUAUCGAUAUGAACAAAGAAUGUCCAACUAUUAUUAAUAGAUUGAAGACGGAUGCUCAAUGGACAUCAAAGCAGGGUUUAUGUUCCUCUAUGAAGAGGAACUACUGGUUCUACAUUGAAGAUUUGGCGGAGGUUAUAGGCCCUCGCAGCUAUAACACGAGCGAUGCUGGUGAAAUAGAAGGAUUUGUAAAAGACUACAAAAUAACUGCUUGUACUAGCUUGUUGAAAUGGAUUUUAUCAAUGGUAGCCAAUGAGAGACCAAUAUUUGUAGACACUGGAAAGAUAUCGUUGAAUGUUGUGUUAUUUGCUUUGAGUAGAUGUAAAGAUUAUUUAUAUAAAAAAGAGCAUAAAGAUAUAGAUCGAUCCAUAAGUAAUGUAUCUAUGGGACAAUGGAAUACUUUCUUGAAAAAAUAUUAUCGUAUUAUAGCAAGAGACGAUGUUUUCCAAGCGGAUACUGAUAAUAAGUUACCGCUAUAUAUGGCGUACGCAAAAUUUUUGCUGAAAGAAAUGCAUAAAUACCGACCGCAAUUAAGUUGCGAGGGGUGCCAUAACAUCUGGAUCAUUAAACCAGCUAAUAACUCACGAGGGAGAGGCAUCAGAAUGGCUUCCAGGUUGACAGUGAUUACUGACUUACUUAAUAAAGCUAACGCUAAAUAUGUCAUUCAGAAAUAUAUUGAAGAACCACUAUUGAUACACGAAACAAAAUUUGACAUAAGACAAUAUUGUUUAGUUACAAGCACAUAUCCGUUAGUAAUAUGGAUGUAUAAAGACUGCUAUUUGAAGUUUAGUUCACAAAAGUACAAUUUGAAAAACUACCAUGAGUCUAUACAUUUGACGAAUAAUGCAGUUCAGAGAAAGUACGUUAACUGUGAAGGAAGGCAUAAGGAAUUACCUACUGCCAAUAUGUGGGAUUCUGAUAUGUACAAAGAUUACUUAAAAAGACUUGAUAAAGGUAAAGUAUGGGAAAAAAUUAUCUACCCUGGAAUGAAGAAAUCCAUUAUCGGCAUAAUGUUAAGUUGCCAAGAUUCUUUAUCAGUUUGUAAGAAUCGCUUCGAGCUGUACGGCUGCGAUUUUAUCCUUGACAAGGAAUAUAAACCGUGGUUAAUUGAAAUUAAUUCAAGUCCAGACCUUAACCACACUACGCCUGUAACCGCCAAGAUAUGUCCAGCAGUUCUUACAGACUUAAUAAAAGUUGUGAUUGAUUUUGCUAGAGAUACAACAUCGUCAACAGGAAGGUUUGAAUGUAUUUAUCGGCAACCAAUGACUAUACCAAAAUACGGAGGAGCGUUAGAUCUAUUUGUACGAGGCGUUUCUUUACCAAACGAUUAUUUCUACAAGGGCAGUAUUGACCUCAGAGAAUCUUACGAUUGCGAUGAAGAUAUGGACAAAGUAAAUAACAUCAAAGCCAUAUUAGACAAAAUUAAAAACAAAUACGACACAGACACAGUAAUGGUAGAACCCGAAGACGAUGGUAAUACCACUACGAAGAAAGAAAAAGAAACCACCACACGUCGUCGUUCGCGAUCUGAAGAUGAGCUUAAUGUAGCAGCGAGCGUGAUUACUGGACAGCUGGAAGAGCUUUUAGACCGAAUCGUCUCCACACACAGCUAUAAAGAAAAAAAAUCUGGACAUCAAAUGGGAUCAUUUUCAACCCCUGUUAAAUGUUACGUAGCCCAACAACCGGUCAAAAGUGUAAAUAAAAUAAUGAAAAUGUCUUUGAAUCGAGUGGAACCUGUUAAGCCUGUUGCCGUUACUAGUGAUCGAACAUUUGGUUUUAGCGAACUAGAUGAUGGCCCUAUUGGCAAGGGCAGUUACGUUGGCAUAGGCUCUUACAAAACUAAUUUCAACGACAUUAGUGAGCUUGAAGUCGUAAGAUUAUUAAGUAGAUCUAGAAGUAAAGAAAGCAUAACGUCUCCUUCCGCAUCGACAGAAAUUAUGCUCGAAGCCACAACUAAACUCAUUAAUUUUAUUAAUAAAAAAGAAAAGGAAUAUUUUACGGAAAACAAUCCGCAGAAGUGA